Messenger RNA from Sphaerulina musiva SO2202, 917 nucleotides. RefSeq lists its product as uncharacterized. The coding region runs from base 174 to 695 and encodes 173 amino acids. The record is from RefSeq and is a predicted model, not a curated record. The transcript has a single exon. NCBI's taxonomy places the organism in Eukaryota, Fungi, Ascomycota, Dothideomycetes, Mycosphaerellales, Mycosphaerellaceae.
UCGGGAGUCGCAAGCGAGACGAUGCUCCAUUCGCAGGUAUCAGCAAAGCGUUCCUCGCCGAUCUAACGGCUUUGCAAAAACAACUUCGGCCAGACUUUUUGCAUGAACAUCUGGGUGAGAUUGUGUCUCUGCAAGUGAAAAGCGACACAACUCCUCACUGCGAGUCUCUGUUGAUGAGUCUCGUCGCGCUCGUCAAUGAUCCAAAGAUCAUGAAGAGCAUGACCUCGCAGUGGCUUGAACAGAACGGCAUACUCGCCACGCCAUCAGAUCUCACUGAUAUGCUCGGUUUCCCCAAUGGUAUGGUGAUCGAUGUUCUGAAGAAAAACUGUACUCCUUGUGAAGCUGCUCGUUGGCUCACGGGAAUACUGGGAUACAAUAAGGGCUGUUUUAUCCCUCCUCAAAAUUCCAGGUGCUUCACCGCUGGCUUGCCCACGAUCAUGCCAAAGAAGCUUGCGGAGCCAAUAUUGGACUGGGCCAAGUACGAGACUGCCGCAAAGCUGCUUCAGUGGCAGAAGUUACUGGAUGCGAGGGGACCGGAGGAGAACCGUAAGUCACACAUCAGCUCCUACCUCCGUGCAGAGGGAGAUCAAACAUUGCCCGCAAUGCAUGCACCGAUAGACGUUUCGAGCAACGGAGACACUGGUACCAUGACCGAAGAAGACCUGGCAUGGCUCCACAACGCCAUCAACUUUUGAGUGCGCCAGACGGGGAAACCCCCAUUACGCGCUGCUCUACCUGAGUACUCAGCUGUUCACGCUGCAAUAAUCAGCGAGCCCAUAUGGACGCGCAAAUCGAGAAAUUAGAAUGCAGCCCCGAGCUAUCCUCUCCUCGGCUCCGACGGAGUCGUAUUCUCCAAACAGAGGUUUCGAAGCAGAUAUUCGACAUCGGGCUGUAUGUAUCAGCAUCUUCAAUUUCGG